This is a messenger RNA of Nelumbo nucifera (sacred lotus), 632 nucleotides long. Its product is annotated as universal stress protein PHOS32-like. The record is from RefSeq and is a predicted model, not a curated record. NCBI's taxonomy places the organism in Eukaryota, Viridiplantae, Streptophyta, Magnoliopsida, Proteales, Nelumbonaceae.
GAGAUGGGAGGAAACGGAAGAAUUGGCGUAGCUGUUGAUUUCUCGGAGUGCAGCAAGAAAGCACUGAGAUGGGCGUUAGAGAACAGUGUCUGCGAAGGAGAUCACGUCAUCCUUAUACACAUCCGGCCUGAAGGAGACUACGAGCAGGGCGAGAUGCAGCUCUGGGAGGCCACCGGUUCCCCCUUGAUCCCUCUUCACGAGUUCUCGGACGCUGUCAUCAUGAAGAAAUAUGGGGUGAUGCCUGAUCAGGACACUUUGAAUGCAGUCCAGUCUGCAGCCAAGCAGAAAAAGGUUACGGUUGUUAUGAAGAUCUACUGGGGAGACCCUCGCGAGAGGCUAUGCGAAGCAAUUGAUACCGUCCCCCUCACUCACCUUGUCAUCGGAAACAGAGGUCUUGGCAAGCUCAAGAGGGUUCUUUUGGGCAGUGUUAGCAACCACGUGGUGAACAAUGGUUCUUGUCCGGUUACUGUUGUGAAGCAUGUUGAACACCACGGCUAGUCUCUCCGAUCGAUCUCUGCAGAGUCUGUGUUGUUGUUGGAAGAACUUGAUUUGCUUUCUGUUAGAAGUUGGAUUUUGGGAUUGAUCAUUGAUGUGUUUUAAUCUUCUUCUUCUUCUUCUUCUUCUUCUUUUUU